CUUAGGCUGCGUGCGUCCGUGCGUGUGUGGGUGGGUGUGUGAGCGUGCGUGCGUGUGUGUGUGUGUUUCGGCUGUGCUCUGCUUGAAACGCAGCGUACCGGCUGCACAGAAAUGAGCGAAAACAACGGCACCAGCGGCACCACCAUCACAGCCGCCAAUGGACCGCGCGUCGUCACCAUCUACAAGACGGAAACUGGCUUCGGCUUCAACGUGCGCGGACAGGUGUCCGAGGGCGGCCAAUUGCGUUCAAUCAAUGGCGAGCUGUACGCUCCGCUGCAGCAUGUCAGCGCUGUGCUGGAGAACGGAGCCGCCGAGAAGGCGGGCAUCAAGAAAGGCGAUCGAAUACUCGAGGUCAAUGGCGUCAGCGUGGAGGGCGCCACACACAAACAGGUGGUGGAUCUCAUCAAAUCGGGCGGCGAUUGCCUGACCCUAACGGUCAUAUCGGUUACGCAGCAGGAGGCUGACCGACUGGAGCCGCAGGAGGAUCAAACUGGCUAUUCCUACAUAGACUACUCGGACAAGCGCUCCUUGCCCAUCAGCAUACCCGACUACAGCAUUGUGAAUCGGAAUGGGGAGCGCUACAUUGUCUUCAAUAUCCACAUGGCCGGCAGGCAGCUGUGCUCGCGUCGCUAUCGCGAGUUUGCCAACCUGCACUCGGCGCUGCGCAAGGAGUUCAGCGGCUUCAACUUUCCGAAGCUGCCGGGCAAAUGGCUCUUCCAGCUGAGCGAACAGCAGCUGGACACGCGUCGACGGGGCCUCGAGCAGUAUUUGGAGAAGGUGUGCGCGGUGCGCGUGAUAGCCGAGAGCGAUGCAGUGCAGGAUUUCCUGACCGAUACGGAGGAUGAUAUAUCUGCAUCCCCGGUGGACAUCAAAGUGAUGCUGCCCGACCAUGAGGUGACCAGCGUAUCGGUUAAGAAGUCAUCCAAUGCCCAGGUGGUGUGGGAGAUAUUGGUGCAGCGCGCCAACCUUACAGCCUAUACGCAACAAUAUUUCUAUCUGUUCGAGAUAGUUGAAUACAAUUUCGAGCGGAAGCUGCAGCCACACGAGAUACCGCAUCAGCUCUAUGUGCAGAACUACAGCACCGCAUCCUCCACAUGCCUCUGCGUGCGUCGCUGGCUCUUCUCCGUGAGCAAGGAGCUGACCCUGCCCGAUGGCGAGCAGGCGGCGCGCUUCAUCUUCUACCAGGCCGUCGAUGAGGUGAAUCGGGGCAAUAUACGUGCCGAGGGGCGUCUCUACGAGCUGAAAGCAUUGCAGGAUGCCAAAAAGGCCAACGACUACCUCGCCUUGGCCCGCACACUGCCCGGCUAUGGUGAUGUUGUCUUUCCUCACUGCUCCUGUGAUAGUCGCAAGGAGGGCCACGUCGUGCCCGCCGUGGGAAUGAAAAGUUUUCGCCUGCACGCGUGCCGCGAGGAUGGCUCUUUGGAGGCGCAAAUGGUGGAGCUAACAUGGGAUAGCAUCACUAGCUCCGAGAGCGACGAGGAAUCCAUGUCGUUUUGCUUUCAGUACAAUCGUCCAGAUAAGCCACCACGUUGGGUCAAAGUCUAUACGCCAUAUCACGCAUUUCUCGCGGACUGCUUUGAUCGGAUUAUGGAGGAGCGCAAAUGGGAGGACAGCGGCGAUUAGAAGGAUUUCUUACGGGCUCAUCAGACGCAUUGAUCAGAUCUAUAUAGAUAUAUAUAUA
This is a messenger RNA of Drosophila arizonae, 1681 nucleotides long. RefSeq names its product sorting nexin 27 (gene Snx27). Gene Ontology annotation, biological process: signal transduction; endocytic recycling; intracellular protein transport. Gene Ontology annotation, cellular component: early endosome. Gene Ontology annotation, molecular function: phosphatidylinositol-3-phosphate binding; protein binding. Lineage: Eukaryota; Metazoa; Arthropoda; Insecta; Diptera; Drosophilidae. The record is from RefSeq and is a predicted model, not a curated record.